AUUCAGCCGUUCUGUGCACUGAGAAACAUCUUUGGAAAGACGUUGCUGUUUCAUUAAUCAGUCAAGGCAAAGCUGCUGAUAAAAAAGUUCGCCAUGAAGGCAGUAGCAAUUCUUCCGGUUCUGGUUGCGAUAGCGGUCGCUGCUCCGCAGUAUGGCCCUGCUCCACAGGCUGUAGAGCCAGCUCCUCAAGUUUCGGCUGAACAGUGGGCAUCACUUAACCCUUAUGGUAACAAUGUCAACGCUUACCCUGCCGAAGAGAGACCGCAAAUCGAAGAAAUCCAGCGACAAUGGGCCAAGUUCAUCGAGUACCUGCCUUGGCUUAAGGGACCUGCUGGUCCACCAGGCCCACCUGGUGCUCCUGGUGCUGGCGGAAGCUCUGGUGGUGGUUAUGGUGGUAGCUUUAGCCAAUCUCAACAAGCUACAGUAGUUGGGCCCCCUGGCCCACCAGGCCCACCAGGACCUGCUGGACCUAAGGGAGAAACUGGAAAUGCUGGCAAUCCCGGAACUCCCGGCAAUCCUGGACCACAAGGACCAUCUGGCCUUAAUGGAGCUCCUGGUGGACCUGGACCGGCUGGCGAACGUGGUUCAAACGGAGCCCCUGGUGCCCCUGGAGGACCUGGUUUCCCCGGAGCUAAGGGCGCUGCUGGUCUCAACGGAGCACCUGGCCUCAACGGAGCUCCUGGAGCCCCUGGCAAAGACGGUUUCAACGGAUUACCUGGAUUUGCAGGACCUAAAGGUGAACCAGGUGCACCUGGCAUAACUUUGCCCUCAAACCAACCCGGACCUGCUGGAGCCCCAGGUGCCCCUGGUAAAAAUGGAGCUCCUGGCUUCCCUGGUGGUCCUGGACCCGCCGGCCCUGUCGGACCUGCUGGCCCAGUUGGACCUGCUGGCCGACCUGGUACAAACGGAUUCCCUGGAGGCCCUGGUCCUAAAGGCGAAGCUGGAACUCCUGGUUUUCCCGGAGGCCCUGGUAAAGAUGGCCGUCCCGGUGCACCAAGCACUCAACCUGGCCCAGUUGGCCCUCAAGGACCCGCCGGACCCCCUGGCUUUAACGGUGCUCCUGGCAAAGACGGUCUCCCCGGUGGACCAGGUGCCCCAGGCAAAGAUGGACUUCCAGGCGGACCUGGUUUCCCAGGUGGACCCGGACAACCAGGCAAACCUGGAAAGGACGGUCUCAACGGAGCUCCAGGAGCACCUGGAUUCCCUGGUGGACCAGGACCUGCAGGACCUCAAGGUAAACCAGGUGCUCCUGGCUUCCCUGGCGGCCCCGGUGGCCCAGGACCAGCUGGACCUCAAGGAGGACCCGGACCACAAGGUAAACCAGGUUCACCAGGCUUCCCCGGCGGACCUGGCCCUGCUGGACCUCAGGGAGGACCCGGACCCCAAGGAGGACCUGGACCUCAGGGACCAUCUGGCACACCCGGUGGUCCAGGACCUGCUGGCCCAGCUGGCCCUGCCGGAGCAGCUGGUGCCGUGACCACAAUUCAAGCCCCAGCCUAUGAGGCUCCUGCUCAGCAACCUGCUUAUCAAGCACCAGUUGAGCAACCCGCUUACCAAGCACCAGUUGAGCAACCCGCUUACCAAGCACCGGCCCAACAGCCCGCUUACCAAGCACCGGCCCAACAGCAAUCUUGGUCGGCUCCAGUUCAAUCGUCGUGGUCGGCCCCCGCUCAGUCCUCAUUCCAGCCGUUGCAAUCCGCCUACGGACGAUAAAAACUCUCUUACUGAACUAACGGCUGAACGUCAGCGUUUGUACAUUCAAACGAACAUCUCUUAAGAAAAAACUAUAUUGCUAAUAUUCUACAUUCCUCACCGUCGCGAAAUGAUCACUUCUAUUUUCAAAGUUAAUUGAUGUAAACCGAAAAAUGUGAAGUGCUUUUUAAUAUACAAUAUGUACAACAUAA
Molecule: messenger RNA, 1904 nt
Organism: Daphnia magna
Lineage: Eukaryota; Metazoa; Arthropoda; Branchiopoda; Diplostraca; Daphniidae
Product: collagen alpha-1(I) chain
Exons: 5
Coding region: 94-1713 (539 amino acids)
Source: RefSeq, a predicted model, not a curated record